AUGCUGCCACGAUUCGAGAGACUGAUACUUCUCGAUGAAGAUACUGAUGAAUCUACGGUAUCACCGUUCCUCAAUCAGUCUCGUGUUACUGAUAAAAAUAUGAGCGACGAGAUUUCCAAACUCAAAACAGACAGUACCAAGAGAUUCAAAGAGAAAUGGGAGAAAAUCCUCGAGAAAUAUUCGGCAAUUGAUGACGAUCUAGAGUCAGACGAGAUUGAUCUUGAAACUGGAAAAAUUACCAUCGAUAACGGUCACUUGCGUUCGAUGGCUCCCAAUGAGAUCAUCGUGGGAGGUGUCAAGGUUAAUGGUGAUAUAUGGGCUGACGAUGACUCCUACGAUAAAGCUUAUAGUGAUCAGAAACGCGUUCAAGCUCACCAAGAGAGACUACGAGAGAGGUUUGAAAAUCACAUUCGUCGUCAUAAAGAAGGCUCGCCUCUAAAGAGAAGCGAUGUGCCCAACGAUAAUCUUCAUAAUACAUUCUUGAGUCCAACAAAGCGGCGUCAACCACAACUGCAAAUUGAUCAGGAAAGCACAGGCUGUCUCUCUCUAUCUGAUGAAUCAGAUGCAUCGGAUUUAUACGCUUCACCUUUUCAAUCAUCGCGUAUGGGCUCUGUUCCCUCGAGUCCGUUGAAACCCUCCUCAUCGAUUUCUCCAACGAAAAGGCUUCGAAAGUCUCGUCCACCGUACUGGUAUAACUGUGCUUUUGAAUACUGCUCAUUCAUUACAGAAGAGAAACUUGGAUAUGAGAACCACUUAUUGGCAAAACACGCAGACGAGCUAUCGUUCAUAGGAUAUCCAGUGAAGGGAAAUGAAGAAAGGAUCAAAUCUGUCAUCACUGAGCUAUGCACUAGAAAGCUUGCUCUACACUUUCCCUUGUCAUUUGAUUCGGAGGUCCAAGCAUUGGAGAACGAUACCGGAGCCUGUCCUCUUUUAGGAUGUGGGUUCAGUGAUAGCAGCGUUGCUCGAUUAAAUGGGCAUAUAAAGAAGGAGCAUAAACCGAUAGUGGCUAGAACAGGCUUCCCAAAUACGGCAUCGCGCUCCGCAAGACAUCCAGAUGAAACUCUGAAAGAAAAGAAAUGCUCCUCAAGUAAGUCACCUACAGUUACACACGAAAAGGAAGACAGUUGUCUAUACGAGGAUUCGCUGGCGAAUCACUCUAGCUUAGACAUACCCAGCGCCCCGCCUUUCAAAAUUAUGGAGGAUGUAUCCUGCUCUUCAGAGGAAAAAGACGACAAAGUUGAGGGUUAUGACUCCAUUGAUGAAUUUUUCAAUGAUUAA
Messenger RNA from Candidozyma pseudohaemuli, 1278 nucleotides. RefSeq lists its product as uncharacterized. The transcript has a single exon. The record is from RefSeq and is a predicted model, not a curated record. NCBI's taxonomy places the organism in Eukaryota, Fungi, Ascomycota, Pichiomycetes, Serinales, Metschnikowiaceae. The coding region runs from base 1 to 1278 and encodes 425 amino acids. Gene Ontology annotation, molecular function: histone binding; protein heterodimerization activity. Gene Ontology annotation, cellular component: nucleus.